Messenger RNA from Clunio marinus, 4442 nucleotides. NCBI's taxonomy places the organism in Eukaryota, Metazoa, Arthropoda, Insecta, Diptera, Chironomidae. The record is from the annotation of a GenBank genome assembly.
GUUCCACAUCAAUAUUGAUAACGCUGAAUUGCAAAGGGAAUGAAAAACAUUCAAAGCGUAUGAAAAAUUUCCGCUGAAUAGUUGCUGAAUUCAAAUCAAGGGGAAAAAAUAAAAUUCCGGAAACCUUGCGAGCGCUCGUGAAUCAAAUGUAGUAUUUUAAAGCGAUUAAGAUGUCUACAAACACUGAAAAUAUAGUUAAAAAGUGUGAAGUAGUUGUAGAUUCAACGAAUAAUGUACAAGAAAAUCAUAGCAAAUCAUCAAAUACAUUAAAAAGUGUUCGGAAAAAAAUUCGCAAUUUUACAAUUCGAAGAAAAGCUGACGAAAAAUUAAAAAGUGAUGACCAAAACGAUAAUCGCGAAAAAAUUAGCGACGAGACACUAGGCAAAUCAAAAAUUACUUUGAAAAAGAUUUUCCGGAAGUCAUCGUUCAAGAAAUUCAUAAAUAACAUUCAGAAUUUCACAAAUUUUACCACAAAUAAUGCCAAAAAUGAUCGAGUACCACCGAUAAAUAAUUACACAUGGCCACCAGAUUCGAUACCAGGCGUGAUUGGACUACGCAAUCAUGGCAACACUUGUUUCAUGAAUGCGGUACUGCAAUGUUUAAGUCACACCGACAUUCUCGCGGAAUAUUUUGUCCUUGAUCAAUAUAAGGCUGACUUGAGAAAGCGAAAUAAAAUCAACUCAAGGAAAUUCGGUACAAAAGGUGAAUUAACCGAGCAACUUGCGUUGGUACUCAAAGCCUUAUGGACUUGUAAAGAUGCGUCUGAGUAUAGCACUAAUUUUAAGGAAGUUGUGGAACGAUACGGCGCACAAUUUCGCAGUUCCACACAACACGAUGCUCAGGAAUUUCUCUUCUGGUUACUUGAUAAAGUGCAUGAAGAUCUCAACACAGCAAAGCAACGCAAAUAUAAAUCAAUCAAAAAUAAUUAUGGACGACCUGAUGAGGUCAUUGCUGCUGAAACUUUGGCCAAUUACAUGAGAUGCAAUAAUUCAUUUGUGCAAGCUGUUUUCAGAGCUCAAUUUCGUAGUUCACUGACAUGUCCACGAUGUCACAAGCAAAGCAACACUUUCGAUCCAUUCCAUUGCAUAUCAGUGCAAUUACCUCAACUUUCUUUACAAUCUGUCAUCGUCAAUGUGCUGUAUGACAACAAAACACCGACACAAGUUAGGAUGGCGAUUGGCGUUCCGCAAGGUUCGUCAGUUCUUUCGUUACGUGAGAAAAUUCAUUUAGAAACUGACAUCGAUGAGAAGCGAAUGGUUUUAACGGAAGCAUCAACGACGGGAUUUGGAAGACUUUUCUGCGAUUCUCAUCCGUCGUCAAAUAUCGGAAAAGAUGAAAAUGUUUUAUGCAUUGAACUGCCAGAUAAAAUUGAAGAUUCACAAAUUGCGCUUUGCAUCAUGAAUGUUAAAGUCAAUGAGAAUGAUGAAAAGAAUUCAUUUGGUUCCGUGUUUUGUAUGAAGAUAAAUCGUGACGUUACAUUUAGCGAGUUUCAAAAAGCUCUGUUAAAGCAAAUGUCGGGAGUUUUAAAGCCUGAAGUCUUCAGUUAUGCAACACCAAUUAACGAAAUGUUCAAAAUUCAUUUGCAAGAGCCAUCAGCAGAUCCAGGAACAUAUUUGGAAGAGAAAUUUGAACAUCCAUUGUUGACAGACAUGAUUGACUUGGCGCUUUCAGUUCAGCCGACAGAUUCAGGUCCACUUCAUAUAAAAUUGUCAUUGGAAUGGCCGGAACCGGAGAAAUAUUUCAUCGACAUGGAAGAUCAUUUCGUUGAACAUGAAAGCAUCGCAGAGCUGAAAGAAAAAGCAUCUGAAAGCAAUGAAUUGUCACUUGAACAAUGUCUUGAUCAUUACACAAAAGCCGAGACUUUAAGUGCCGAAGAUGCUUGGCGUUGUCCGCAAUGUCAAAAAUAUUUGCCAGUUGUUAAGACUUUAGGACUUUGGUCACUCCCAGAUAUUCUUGUUAUUCAUUUUAAACGUUUUCGUCAGCAACAAUUCAAAGGAUCGCACGCAUCGAAAUUAACGACUAUGGUCAAUUUUCCACUCACUGGAUUUGAUUUAUCAACGUGGCAUUUAGCGAAUGGCAUCAAUGGAUCAUCGUCAGUGAACAGCACUUUAACACGUCGUUUAAAGCCAUCAAAAAUGGGAAGUUUAACGAAAACAAAUCUAAAUGAAGAUCAUCGUUAUGAUUUGUAUGCUGUUUGUUAUCAUCAAGGCGACACUUUAGAGACGGGGCAUUAUACGGCAGCUUGUAAGAAUCCAUACGAUCAACAAUGGUACAAGUUUGAUGAUCAACGAGUGUCAUUGAUAAAGAACGAAGAAGUGUCUGAAAAGAUCAUCAAUAAUGAAGCUUACAUGUUGUUUUAUCAGCGUCGGAAGAAUGGCGACAAUUGCGAUAGUUCUGGUGCAAGUACAAGUUCAUCUGAGCAUUGGGUAUCGAAGAUUGCACCAGCGCCAGUUGUCACAACAAAAUCUGCAACGAAAGUUUCAACUGACGAAGAAUCAUCCGAAGAUGAAUUUUCAGAAGUCAUACCAGCAGAUAACAAAGUCACAAUUCAAGUUGAGAUAUCGAGUUGUUCACCCUCACCUGAAAUUGCGAAAUUGACGUCACCUGUUCAUUUUAAAGAUAAGAAUUCGAAUGACGUUGUUAGCGAGAUUCAAAAGCGUUCUGAAGAGUCUGAUAAGAUUGAAGAAUUGAUGUCACAACAUACAAUCAAUAAUCUUUUGUGGAAUGAUGCAAAUAACAACAGCAACAGACAUAGCGAUGUUGGUGCAAUUACAAUUUCGGAUUUACUUUCAAUGGAUCGAAUUGAUGAAAUUUCUUCAACGUCACUGCCGAAGAAUUACAUGCUGCAAGAUUGUGAACCAAUUCCUCGUAGGAUUCGAGGUGUUAGCUCGUGCAGUAAAGACACAUUGCUUUACAUUGAUCAACAAGGAAUGCUAGAAGACGAGAGUUUGCUUGAAAAUCGAGCUCAUUGGAUAUCACCAGUUACACCUCAUAAGCUCAUAACAGUCUCGCCGAAAAAUUAAAUGUUUUUAAGAAUUUAUGACGAAGUUUUAAGAUUAUUUAAGGUGACUAUACAAUUUAAAAGAAGAUGAAGAAAACUUUUAGAAUUCCCUCGAUUUAAUUAAAUAAGUUUUAACGAGAAAAAUCUACAAACAUUAAAGAGUCUUUAAAAGAAGAAAACUUUUCACAUUCUACCAGAAUUUCUUUCAAUAAAUAAAAAUAUUUACCUAAUAAAUAAAAUGAACGUCUGAAAAUAAAUAAAAAAUUUUAAAAUUUAAAUCAAAUCGGAAAAAAUACAUACGAAAAAUAUUUAAGUAGCAAAAAAAGGAAAAAUUAAUAAAAAUUUUAAUGAUGAAGAAAUUGAUAUUUUACAAAAUUAUUAUCUAAUUGACUUUUAAAAAAUGGCAAAAUUUGUUAUGAAAGUUUAUAUAUUUUAUAAAGAAAAAAAAAGAUACUAGCUAGUGAUGCUAUCGGAAAAAUAUGUAACUUUGAUUAAGUAAGGAAAACAAAACAAUAGAUUUUAAUUGUGAUAACGUUCCUCUAAGUCAUCGCAAUGAAGAAAACAAGAAAGAAGUUGAACAAGGAAAACUCUUUUAAUCUUUUACAGUUUAUUUACAUGAAUCUUAGGUUAGAUUUGUAUACAGAAGACAGAAAUCAAUUUUAGAAUGCGUUGCGUUAGCGAUUAAAGAAAAUAAAGAAAGCUGUAAGUUUGUUUGUAUACCGUCUUUUACCGAAAGUGAGACAAAGUGUUACAUUAAAUUAAAAGACAAUAUCCGGUAUUAAACACAGAAAUGAAAACUUUACAAAAAUUCCGAAAUUCGUUCAAUUGAAUUUUAAUUAAUGUAAUGCAAAAGUCAUCUUUCUGGUCGAAGACGGUACUAGGAAUACGAAAAGAAAUGAAGUAUUUCAUUAUUCAUCAUAACGCCUCAUUAGAUUUACAUUCCUUUGAUUUAUCUUGCGAUAACAAAGCAUUAGUUACCAAUCGGUACACGACAACCGUGACCUGAAUUUUAUUUUAUUAUUAUUUUCAUUAUUUUUCUUUUCUAUGAGCAAGAAAAAAAACGAAAAUUGAUUGUAUCGUAGAUAGAAUUCAAAGAAUUUUAAUAUUUCUUUAUGAAAAAAAUAGUAAAAUCAGACAAUUAUAUUUGCCCACGCACUUUUAGUUUUAGGUUCAUAAGCUUAUUCAGAAAGCACUAAGUAUCAUGGGAAUAUAUUUAUUUUACUAUGUAUGAUCGCCCAUAAGUAUAGUUUGGAGCAUAUUUGGUAAAGAAAUGUAAUUAAGGUGAUUUAAAACAAAGAAAUAAAGGUUUAGCAAUAAAAAGUUGUCUGACUUUUGAUCUUUUUUAAUUUCCUUAGAGACUCCUACCUGUUAAUUCUUCCGUUUGACUUUAAGAUCUCAUUUGAUCUUAAAAGUUUCAUGACAGCAAAACUUUUAACAUAAU